Coccinella septempunctata (seven-spotted ladybird) is the source of this 1287-nucleotide messenger RNA. RefSeq lists its product as uncharacterized. Lineage: Eukaryota; Metazoa; Arthropoda; Insecta; Coleoptera; Coccinellidae. Bases 181 to 1254 code for a protein of 357 amino acids. The record is from RefSeq and is a predicted model, not a curated record. The transcript has 4 exons.
UUAACGGAGAAAUAACGUCAAAUAUAACGUUCACGUGUUGUAGUGAAAUUUGAGUUGAAGUGCUGCCGUGUAUCGCCAUCAGACGUUAAGCCCGUAGAUCCUCUAUCUACGGUUAAACCUAACCUCUGAACCUAACCUAUUUGAUUUUGUUUUUGUUUGUAUUCUGAAAUUUUGACGAAGAUGGAAUCGAUUAUUGAUGCUGCACAACUUGGGGAGUCAGACUUCGAAGAUGAUAUGGAUGAGGCAAUAUUGCUUGAUAUGUUCAAUACUGAUCCGAUUGGGAAUCGAGCAGAACUCUAUGGGCGAUUCACAUUCGACAAUGUAUCCAAUACAGAAGCUAAAAGUUGGUUUCGGUUUGAAAAAGAUGACAUUCCUCGCCUUGCAAGUGCAUUAGGCAUUCCUGAAACUAUAUGUACAGAAAAUAACAUAAAAUUGAACGGUGUAGAUGCUUUAUGUAUACUUCUGAGAAGAUUUGCAUAUCCAAAUCGCUUGGUAGAUUUGGAAAAAAUUUUUGGCUAUAGUUAUAAAGCUCUCUCCAGCAUAUCCAACACUGUGAUGAUGAUCAUCUAUGAUAACAAGGGUCAUCUUUUAGAAAACCUUGGAAAUGUGCCUUGGUUGAAUGAAUCCAGGUUGAGAGCUUAUUCACAGGCCAUAUUGGAAAAAGGGGCUCCCAUGAACAAUUGUUGGGGCUUCAUAGAUGGUACCGUUAGGCCAAUUUGUAGACCAAGUGAAAAUCAAGAGGAAUAUUACUCUGGUUACAAAAAAGUGCAUUGUGUAAAAUACCAAUCAGUUUUAUGUCCUGAUGGUAUUGUAAUAAGUUUGAAAGGUUCUUAUCCUGGUCGUCGACAUGAUGCGGGAAUGCUAAGGGAGUCAGGUCUUUAUGAUGAACUUGUACAGUUCACCAGUUUUGGAAAUAAUAAAUAUGUCAUUUAUGGGGAUAAAGGUUAUGGCUUGAGAGAAUUACUCUUAAGGCCUUAUACCGAAUUAGAGGUAGUGGGACACCCAGAACGGCAAAAUUUCAAUACUAUUAUGAGCAGUCUGAGAAUUUCUGUAGAAUGGGGUUUCCAUAAAAUCGUGCAGGAAUUUGCUUUUUUAGAUUUUAAGAAGAACCAGAAACUUUUAUUACAAGAAAUUGGCACCAUGUAUAUAACAUGCAUGAUUUUAACAAAUUGCCAUACCUGUUUGUAUGGAAGUCAGACUGGCAUAUAUUUUAAUCUUGAGCCUCCACAGCUCGAACAAUAUUUGGGGAAUUGAGUGUUGUUAUGAUAAAUAAAAAUAGUUUCAACU